UGAAGGAGCCACAGGCGGAGGCCGCCUGCUCACCCGCCAUGGACGUCCCCGCGCCUCCGCAGCCCCCGACCCAGAGCUCGCUCUGGCCACCGAGUUUCCUGCCCGCACCCUUGGGGCUGCUGCGGCUGGACCCCACCGGCGGCGCGCUCCUGCUACUCGGCCUGGCCGCGCUGCUCGGCUGGAGCUGGCUGUGGCGGUGCCGGCCGCCGGGCAUCCCCCCGGGGCCCGCGCCCUGGCCCGUGGUUGGCAACUUUGGCUUUGUGCUGCUGCCGCCCUUCCUCCGCGGAAACAGCUGGGUGAAGCGCUGGGAAAGGGCCGCAAACGUGGACCUUUCCUCACUGGGCUCGCAGGUGCUGCUGAGCCGCCUGGCCCACGUCUAUGGCAACAUCUACAGCUUCUUCAUUGGCCACCACCUGGUGGUCGUCCUCAACGACUUCCACAGCGUGCGCGAGGCGCUGGUGCAGCAGGCCGAGGUCUUCAGCGACCGUCCGCGGGUGCCGCUUGUGUCCCUCGUCACCAAGGAGAAGGGGAUUGUAUUCGCACGUUAUGGUCCAGUCUGGAGACAACAGAGGAAGUUCUCUCAUGCUACUCUUCGUCAUUUUGGCUUAGGAAAGCUUAGCUUGGAGCCCAAGAUUAUCGAGGAGUUCAAAUACGUGAAAGAGGAAAUGCAAAAGCACAGAGAAGACCCCUUCAAUCCUUUCCCCAUUGUCAACAAUGCCGUCUCUAACAUCAUUUGCUCUAUGUGCUUUGGACAGCGCUUUGAUUACACCAACAGUGAGUUUAAGAAAAUGCUUAAUUUUAUGUCAAGAGGGUUAGAAAUCUUUCUGAACAGUCAGCUCCAACUGAUCAACAUAUGCUCCUGGCUUUAUUACCUUCCCUUUGGACCGUUUAAGGAACUAAGGCAAAUUGAGAAGGAUAUGACCACUUUCCUUAAAAAAAUCAUUAAAGACCAUCGAGAGUCUCUGGAUGUCAAGAACCCUCAGGACUUCAUAGAUAUGUACCUUGUCCGUGUGGAGGAGGAGAAGAAAAAUAAUAGCAAUAGCAGUUUUAAUGAGGAUUACUUAUUUCAUAUCAUCGGAGAUCUCUUCAUUGCUGGGACUGAUACGGCAACUAACUCUCUGCUUUGGUGCCUUCUGUACAUGUCACUGAACCCUGACAUCCAAGACAAGGUUCAUGAAGAGAUUAAAAGGGUCAUUGGCGCUGACCGAGCCCCUUCCCUCACUGACAAGGCCCAGAUGCCCUACACAGAAGCCACCAUCAUGGAGGUGCAGAGGCUGACUGCGGUGGUGCCGCUUUCCGUUCCUCACAUGACCUCAGAGAAAACAGUGCUCCAAGGAUACACGAUUCCUAAAGGCACAGUGAUACUGCCCAACUUGUGGUCAGUGCACAGAGACCCAGCCAUCUGGGAGAAACCCGAGGAUUUCGACCCUACUCGGUUUCUGGAUGACCAAGGACAACUCAUUAAAAAAGAAACAUUUAUUCCUUUUGGGAUAGGGAAGCGGGUGUGUAUGGGAGAGCAGCUGGCAAAGAUGGAACUCUUCCUGAUGUUUGUGAGCCUCAUGCAGAGUUUCACGUUCGCUUUACCUAAGGAUUCUAAGGAGCCCGACCUGACGGGAAGAUACGGUCUAACUUUAGCCCCACAUCCAUUCAAUAUAAUCAUUUCGAAGAGGUAAAGGACAGCUCCAAAAUGAGGUCGUGAACAGACUGUAAAUAUAUGUCUUCUAAACACGCUCUUUCUUCUGCAGUCGAUGGCACACCCAGGUUAGGCUCAGGGUAGAGACUAAAGAGAGGGUAGAACACAUGGGAGCUUUCAUCUGCAACUGUCCCCAUGUCUGUGACUUAGCGGGUGGGACAAAGUACUGGACUGGGAAACAGGAGAUCUGAAUUUUACUCCAGGUGGCUUCCACCAGUGAGCAUUUCUUCUCAUCUCUCAGUGCCUUAGUUGUUUCCUGUGGUAACUAACCUUGCCCUCUAGCUCUCUGCACUAACAAAGGUCAAGUGUCCACGUCCUUUCUGACAUCAUCAAAACUCUGUUGGCUUCUGGAGAAAAAAAUUAGGAAUCAAAAAAAGACAUACCUGCCUAAGACCUGUGAGAACAUGAAAAUCGUGUUCAGACUUAAAUACUUUGUCAGAGGAGGAUGUGAGUUUAAGGCGAGCUCGGGCUCUCUCAGCACCGAAACUCAGUGCCGUCAGUUUUGGCGGCUUUGUUUUGUUCUUGUUAGUCUUUUUUGUUUCCGAUUUUAGUUUUCAUUUUUUGCAGACACGAGAGGAAGUGGACCCUGGUCCAGUGAUGUUGAGGAAAGGUCUGAAUUUAUAUGCCUGCCUUCUAUUUCGACUACAUACACAGCCUGGCUGAGAAAGUGGCUUCAUGGCGGAAUUCUCUUCUGCCUACGUUACCGGCAAAGAUACAGCUCUGCCUUUUGCCUUGAACCCUGAAUAGUGAGCCUGGGGAUUUUGAGACUGGGAUUCAUCAAAAAAGGAUUCACAUUGUACUGAACACUUCUUUUCUGUUCUCCCACAACUAGGCCUCAUGUAUCUCACCCUUAAAUACUACUCUCAAAGACAGGCAUUCUUCUUAAGAUGAAUAAGUUGUUUCUUAAUUUAGAAGGCCCCUGUAGAAAAGAAGUUCUCAGGAAAGGUAAUGACCCCUUUCAGGGGUUAUUUGGAAAGGUGUGGGUGCAUGUUUGGUUACUAUGCUGAUGGAGUUGCUACUGCCUUUCACUGCCUUGAGGCCAGGAUGCUAAAUGUCUGGGCAGUUCUGUUCCAGAAUUGUCCUGCUCAGUAUGCCAGUAUUUCUCCCGGUGAGAACACAGUCCAAAGAAUGAUCAGCCUUUUCCUUUGUUCAGCCAUAAUACUCCUUCCUUGGAUAGCAGAAAUCAUGAUAAUAUAUAAACAACUCUAUUUAUGAGCCUCCCCUUCUGCUUGCAUCAUGGUUAAUGCUUUACACGUAGGCACACAGACUCUUACAGACACUGUAUUAAGAGGACGCCGUUCCGUAGAUGUUUCGGUACCUAGUUGAAAGGUAGCGUUGUUCACUCGAACUUCCCAGUGUUUUGUGUCUGGAAGUUCUGUCUCAAGCACUUCUCAGUAUUACCACCACUUGAUCCCAUAGCAGUUUACCCCUCUGCAUUUUCAAUGUGGACAAACAGAACACAGGGUAACCCAUAGGUGCCUUGGAGAUUUUUGUUAAUUAAAAACAGCUAAUAAAGCAAAGUCCCAGGAACACACUAAGUAAAGGGAGAGGCUGUUGCAUGGAUUUUAGAUGAGAUACAUGUGUGGAUUAAGAAGCACCUUGAGUAAGGCAGUUUGUUCCCAAUCUGGAAGUUAAUGUGCUCUUGAAUAGCGCCAAUAAUUUGGGAUUAGCAAGUGUGUUUCUCCUUAAUAUUACAUGUGCUUAAUUUCAACUUUUCUAACGAAAGCUUAUACCUUACUUGAGGGGAAAAAAAAUCUGUUCUGUGGAACUCUUGAAAUCAGAUGUUUACUCAAUUUUUAAAUUUAAUGCCUCACCCUGUAGCACUUUAAAAACAGUUUUAAAUGGCAAGUCACCGAAUGCGCUGUUAAUGCUUUCCUUGCAUAUGUUGAUAUAUUAUGGUUUUCUAUUUUGUGAUUUCUUUGUAAUGUAGAAAUUAUAGUACUUUGUUUUAUACACCUGCCUAAUGUAUAAUUUUCAGCCUUCAUCACUAGCAUAAUUAUAUGCUUUCAUUAAACAUUUUAUUUUAACUUUGA
This is a messenger RNA of Pteronotus mesoamericanus, 3726 nucleotides long. Its product is annotated as cytochrome P450 2U1. The transcript is spliced from 5 exons. The record is from RefSeq and is a predicted model, not a curated record. Gene Ontology annotation, molecular function: oxidoreductase activity, acting on paired donors, with incorporation or reduction of molecular oxygen, reduced flavin or flavoprotein as one donor, and incorporation of one atom of oxygen; steroid hydroxylase activity; heme binding. Gene Ontology annotation, biological process: xenobiotic metabolic process. Bases 39 to 1673 code for a protein of 544 amino acids. Gene Ontology annotation, cellular component: cytoplasm; intracellular membrane-bounded organelle. Lineage: Eukaryota; Metazoa; Chordata; Mammalia; Chiroptera; Mormoopidae.